UUCAAAGGAGGACAGAGGAUCGUAAUAUGCGAGUACGUGUGGCACUGGUGGUUUUGCGAGGAAAGAGACCACUAUUCGGCCUGAAUUUCCAUACUGAAGUUUAAUUUCAAGCAUUUAAUGCGCAAGGAAUCGAUCAAGUGGCUAUGGAGGUCAGCCGAAUGAAAGAAAAUUUAUUUGUCUUGAUCAUUUUCGCGGAAUCUUUAGCAUGUUUUCGCGGGUAAUUUUUGGACGGACUGCGCGUGCGCUUUGGAGGCUCAAGCCCUUAUGGACCAACCAGAGUCCACUAUUCAGAACACACGAGGGUUCAGUUAGGUGCUCUAGCAUGGCGGAUGCCGGUGGCGACGGAAACAUUAGCAAGAACGAGCUAAAGAGAAGGCUCAAAGCAGAGAAGAAAGCUAAGGAGAAGGAGGCGAAACAAGCGGAGGCGCCUAGCUCUCAAGCAGCUGAGAACAAGAAGAAAGAUGAAUUAGACGAAGAGUCAUUGGAUCCAAACCAAUACUUUAAAAUCCGAAGCCAAGCUAUACAAGCUCUGAAGGCUAGUAAUGAUUCUCCAUACCCUCACAAGUUUCAUGUAUCCAUCUCAUUAACGGAAUUCAUUGAAAAGUACAAAGAUGUCGCUGAUGGGACAUGGUCAGAUGAUGUGGUUUCUGUUAGUGGUAGAAUCCAUGCAAAACGUCUGUCUGGUGCUAAGCUAAUAUUUUAUGAUUUGAGAGGAGAAGGAGUGAAGAUUCAGGUAAUGGCAGAUGCUAGAGCUGCUGAACAAGAUUUUGUUGAGGUCCACAAUAAGAUUAGACGUGGUGAUAUAAUUGGAAUCCGUGGAAAACCAGGCAAAACAAAGAAGGGUGAAUUGAGCAUCCUGCCAUCAGAGGUUCAAUUGCUAUCACCUUGUCUGCAUAUGCUCCCUCAUCUUCACUUUGGAUUGAAGGAUAAGGAAACAAGAUAUAGACAGCGUUAUCUGGAUCUCAUUCUCAAUGACAAAGUGCGGCAAAAAUUUAUUGUCAGAGCAAAGAUCAUCAAUUAUGUUCGGAAGUUUCUUGACAAUUUGGGCUUUCUUGAAGUAGAAACACCACUGAUGAACAUGAUUCCAGGAGGAGCUGCAGCCAAACCUUUCAUCACACACCACAAUGACCUGAAUAUGGAUCUCUACAUGAGAGUUGCUCCUGAACUGUAUCACAAAAUGCUUGUUGUUGGAGGAAUUGAUAGAGUGUAUGAAAUUGGAAGGCAGUUUAGGAAUGAAGGUAUUGAUAUGACUCAUAACCCAGAGUUCACCACUUGCGAGUUCUACAUGGCCUAUGCAGAUUACAAUGAUCUUAUGGAGCUUACAGAAGUUAUGUUGUCUGGAAUGGUCAAGUCACUAACAGGGGGUUAUGUGGUUACAUAUCAUCCAAAUGCAACUGAUCCUGAAAACCUUGGUGAACCUCUGACAGUAGACUUUACUCCACCUUUUAAAAGGGUUCGCAUGGUACCUGAUCUUGAAAAGGCAUUGAAUGUCAAGCUGCCUCCCCCAUCUGAGUUUGGCACAUCAGAGACAAGGCAGAUUUUAGAUGAUUUGUGCAUCAAACACAAUGUGGAUUGCAGUUCUCCGAGAACCAUUACAAGACUGUUAGACAAACUUGUUGGUGAAUUUCUGGAAGAGACCUGUGUCAAUCCAACUUUCAUCAUUGAUCAUCCUCAAAUAAUGAGCCCACUUUCAAAGUGGCAUAGAUCUGUCCCUGGCCUUUCUGAGAGAUUUGAGCUCUUUGUUUGCCGUAAAGAGGUGUGCAAUGCAUACACAGAAUUGAAUGAUCCUGUUGUACAGAGGGAGAUGUUUCAGCUUCAAGCCAAGGAUAAAGACGCUGGUGAUGAUGAGGCAAUGUUCGUGGAUGAAAACUUUUGCACAGCUCUUGAGUAUGGCCUGCCACCCACAGCUGGUUGGGGUAUGGGAAUAGACAGACUCACAAUGUUCCUUACGGAUUCAAAUAACAUCAAGGAGGUACUAUUUUUCCCAGCUAUGAAACCAGAUGAGAGCGGAACGGCCGAUCAGGAUAAACCAGGAGCCAAUCCCGGAGAAAACGAGAAAAAUUGAUAUUAAAACUUUUUUCCCAUGCCAGAACAUAAACAGUUUUAUAUCAAAAUAGAAAUUCAUGUAAUGGACACUUCCAAUUACAAUUUUUAGACAACACGAAUGUAUGGCGAUCAAAAGAGUAGAUUGAAAUCAAACAGCCUCUGAUGAACUCCAAAGCUCUCUCCUACGGGGACAGAGUUGAAGGAUAAUCAUUUUAACUUUUUGUAGUGUGCUACAUCAGCAAACAGCUAGGAAUUCUCUAAAUUUUGUUUUUGCACGUCAAAUUCUCGUUUAGGCUGAUCAGUGUUGUUAUUGUUGUUUCCAAUAUGAAGUCGAAAGUAUAUCAAAAGAUACUUGAAGUUCCUCUAUGGAAAUGAGGAUAAGAGUGACCUUUGAUAUGAAAUUAAUUUUUAUUCCCAUGUAGAUGAACUAAUUUUCAUAAUGUUUAAGUUUUGCUCUUGGCCUCAUUUUGUUCAGACCUUUAAAGUGACCUAUAAAUUGGAGCCAGUCCGUUUGCCAAUCUUGAAGCUUUAUCUAAUUUUUCACGAAAUUACUAAAAUCAAACUAUAAUGUCAAUAAAGAGGAAAUUUGAAGAA
This is a messenger RNA of Pocillopora damicornis (cauliflower coral), 2640 nucleotides long. RefSeq names its product lysine--tRNA ligase. Lineage: Eukaryota; Metazoa; Cnidaria; Anthozoa; Scleractinia; Pocilloporidae. Gene Ontology annotation, biological process: lysyl-tRNA aminoacylation. Gene Ontology annotation, cellular component: mitochondrion; cytosol; aminoacyl-tRNA synthetase multienzyme complex. The record is from RefSeq and is a predicted model, not a curated record. Gene Ontology annotation, molecular function: ATP binding; lysine-tRNA ligase activity; tRNA binding.